CACUCCAAACCGAUCCAAUUGUCAAUGAACCUGCGACUCUCUCUGUCUUUGCCAAAUGCCCACACAGUAACACGCUUCCAACACGUACGUCUCUGCAACGCAACUCAUUGAUACCUCCCUCUCUCCCACCCCACCAUAAUCUUCUUCAAUCCCAGGUCCACAUCCUCCUCGUCACUCUCAACGCCUAAUUCAAUUUAAUUUCCCAACCUCCUCUACCUCUCUGCAAGCCCCAAAAUCAGGGCUUGCUUCGCUCUCAAAUCACUCCAUCUCUGCGAAACAAACAAACCCUAAUUUUGAAAUCAACAAACCCCAAAUCUUUCCUCUAAUUCAGCCAAUUCGCAAACCACACAACCCACAUUGCCGAUAGAUAACGAUGUCGUUCGAGGAAGAGGAAUCGUUCGAGCACACAUUAUUGGUGGUUCGUGAAGUCUCCGUAUUCAAAAUCCCACCUCGAUCCACGAGCGGUGGGUACAAAUGCGGCGAGUGGCUUCAAUCGGACAGGAUUUGGUCGGGUCGCCUCCGGGUCGUGUCGUGCAAGGACCGUUGCGAGAUCCGGUUGGAGGAUCCGAACUCCGCCGAGCUCUUUGCGGCGUGCUUCGUACACCCCGGUCAGAGAGACAACUCGGUGGAGCCGGCGCUCGACUCGUCUCGGUACUUCGUGUUGAAGAUCGAGGACGGGACGGGCAAGCACGCGUUUAUUGGAUUAGGGUUUGCAGAGCGGAAUGAGGCGUUUGAUUUCAAUGUGGCGUUGUCGGAUCACGAGAAGUAUGUGAAGAGAGAGCACGAGAAGGAAGCCGGCGAAGCAAGCGACGAUAGUCACAUCGAUAUUCAUCCGGCGGUGAAUCACAGAUUGAAGGAAGGGGAAACCAUCCGGAUAAAUGUGAAGAACAAACCAUCUGGUGGAACUGGCAUGCUUUCAGCUGCUGGGUUGUCGGGGGGGCUUUCUGGAACUGGAAAGCCAAAAGCACUGGGUCUUGCACCUCCACCUACUGGAGCUGGGAAAAUUAGGACUCCUCUCCCACCUCCACCCAAUGAUCCUGCUGCUGCUCGGAUUUCUUCUGCCAACCAUGGUGUUGCUCUCAAGGGACCUAAGGAAAGUGUGAGGCACUCUACGGAUCCUUUCUCCGAGCUUUCUCAACUUGAGAGAAAUCUUCCUUCCACAACUGGAUCAGGAUCAACCAAGUCGAAUGCAGCUGGGUGGGCAGCAUUUUGAUUGUGGGGAGUGUGAUAUGAUUGAGAUAUUUAUUUGUUGUUAUGUUGAAUAGACAAAAAGGGAAAUCAAUGAGAAUCAAAGAAACUUGAGGUAUCUAAUACCAUUUCUGAAAAAAUAAUGUUUCUUGGAAAA
Messenger RNA from Cornus florida, 1345 nucleotides. RefSeq lists its product as uncharacterized. The record is from RefSeq and is a predicted model, not a curated record. Gene Ontology annotation, cellular component: membrane; clathrin vesicle coat. Lineage: Eukaryota; Viridiplantae; Streptophyta; Magnoliopsida; Cornales; Cornaceae. The transcript has 3 exons. Bases 374 to 1213 code for a protein of 279 amino acids. Gene Ontology annotation, biological process: endocytosis.